AGAACGAGAGGCGGGAGCUAAGCACGCAUUUCUUGCAUUUUCUACUCUGCAGCCACAACAGUGGCCUCACUCAGUCCCUGGUGGCUUUCUGUUGUCUCAACCUCAUUGGCUGGGCUUAAGGGAGUGGAAAGAAAAUAAGGUGCUGUGUGGAUUGUCUAUCCCAAGCUGGAGUGUGGCUCAGGCACCAUUUAGUCUGUCCCUUAGCCAGACAAAGGUGGUUUAAAUUUAUCUGUUACGCAUUUUUGUUUGUUUUCUGUAGCACUGAGCUGUCUGCAAGUGCCAUGGCACUGUUACAGCCUUUUAGGAACUAUUUGCCUUACAAGCAGCUGAAAAGGACAUGAAGCUGUUGAGUCACUUGAGUCCAAUCCCAAGUAGUGCCAUAGGAGCUUGGGAAUGGCUUUGGGUUUGUGCAGAAAUAAAUGACAGGAUAGCGUCAUUCCAAAUAACCUCCUAGCAGCCAUCUUAGGCAGCUGAACUUCUGUUCACUGUUGCUUAAGACAAAACUGAUUUCAUGUGACUAUUAGAGAAGGAAAAUUAUAAGGACAGAGUCAUGCAGGAAGCUCAUUAAAAUGUAAACACUGAAAUAACCGGGUGAUUGGGCAUUGAUGUUAUGAGCUGCUUUGUAUUAAAAGUAACGUGUCUGCAGGAUGAUGCACCAACAUCUGUUAUUGCUGAAACAAAAUGAUUUGCUUUCUCUUUCUGCAUUCUUCCAACAUCUGCAUGUGGAGAUCUCCUGUAUAUUAAUAAUUUCUAGCACUGAUUGCUCAUUUGCAGGAAAAAUGCAUCUAAGGGUCUCUUGCUUGCUGUUGGACUUCGACAGACCUAAUCCGUGAAGAUAAUUAAAGUUCCUUUGCUUUGAAUGCUCUAAAAAACGUGACAAUGGCUCCGCUGCCCAAUGCUGAAUUAGUUCAGAACUCUUUGCAAUUAUAUCGCUACCUGCUUCGAUGCUGUAAGCAACUUCCCGAAGAGAAUAUUCGUCAGCAUUACAGACAUGCAAUCAGGCAGAGUUUCAAAGUUCAUGCAGAUGAAGACAAUCCUGAGAGGAUACAGCAAAUUAUUAAGAGAGCCAUCGAAGAUGCUGACUGGGUCAUGAAUAAAUAUAAAAAACAGAAGUAGAAGAAGGAUGAAGACAAGAAUGUCAUUGGUGCCUGCCCCUUGUGACCCUAGGCUCUAAAAUCCCAUGAAAACAGAUGCCAUUCAGAUGGGUUCUAUGUGCUCCAUGCAUGGUAUGAUCACUGAAAUGUGUAAUCUUGUGCAGAUAUAAAGGCUUUCACAGCUUUUUGCAAUGUAUAAUAAAUGAUACUUAAAAACGUGA
Messenger RNA from Anas platyrhynchos (mallard), 1315 nucleotides. RefSeq names its product LYR motif containing 9 (gene LYRM9). Lineage: Eukaryota; Metazoa; Chordata; Aves; Anseriformes; Anatidae. The record is from RefSeq and is a predicted model, not a curated record.